UGGAUAGUAGUAGUAGGCCGUAGAGUAGGGAGUUUUUUUUUUCAAAAUACACGGAUGACCUCCUCGUGCAGCGUUUAGAAGGUUUCGACAUUUUAUUGUUAAGCGUUUUGUUUUUUUGCAUUUUCACUAAAAUAGUGAGCACGAUUCGUGCAUUUGUUAAAUUGAAUUACGAACGAGAUGGUUGUUGGAACAUAAAAAUCUGUUCAAAAUUGCAUUUGAAGGAUUAUGGCACAUUAAUUUCACAACAAAAGAACGAACAAAAAGAUUGAUAAUGUUCCAUCCGGCCACAUAGCAGUUACCUUCAAAUUGUGCCCUAACUCAAUCAGCCCAUCCUCACAGCCGUCUAGAGCAUGAAAAAGUUCGAGAAUUGGAGGAGCGUCACUAUCGAAAUCGAUUGACCCGCAUUGUACCCCCGGUGUGUGGUGUGUGGCCUUGGUAACAGUCCAUUCUGAAGCUGGUGUAUGGUUUGCUUCCCUCAAGAGGGAGAUAGUGAGGUUGUUUUGCUGAAGCUUUUGUCCCAGUGUUGGUGUGUUUUUUUUUGGGUCGCUUCUCACGACAGCGUUUGAUAAACAAGAUCCACUAGGAGCAACCCGGAUACGUCGAUCAUACCCGGAAAGUGGUGGUAGCAGCAUAUUGUGUUCGCAUCUAAAGACGAGCUUAAGCCUGAAAGCACACAGCAUAGACGAUACGGUCUAUCUACCAAAGUAUUGGUCGUUUUUAUUGUUAUUGCGUCGGAAAUAGUCACCGGGGUGUUUCAGUGACCGUCUCGUUGGCACCACGCAUCCAAAUUCGCGUUUAUAUACGCUUGAGACGCGUAGACGACCAAUCGCAUUAUUCAACACCGGUUGACCAUGGACAACUUGCGAAAUCUGUUCGGCCAAGUGUCUGCCAUGACGUCAAUGAAACCAUCAACGGCGAGCCCCUCGUUUUCGGCGUCGUCGUCUUCGGCGGGUGGCAGCGGAGGGGGCGCCCGAUCCGGUUCUGUCGGCGGAGGAGUCAAUGGGACCAUGAGAACACAUAAAACGGCCGAUCGGGAUAGUUACUACUACAUCAUGUGGCGUUCCUAGUUCAUAAAGAGGAACGGUUUAAGCUCUACUUCCUGUCAAGUUUCGCUUCAACGACACAGCUACUUGAAAGUGCCCGAGAUAUUAACCUUCCUACGUACAUCUCACACCUACUUCACCUACACACCGUUCGUGCAAAUCGGUUUGCUUUGGCUGGAAGAACGACACACGGACGCCAGGAUCAAAGUGAACACCGCUGAACAAUAAUGUCACUAUCGCUGCUAGGUGCCAACACGGUCUGGAUGAUGGCAGUCUGGGCCGGUUUGCUGCUCGUUUUCAGCCCGGUCCUGUUCGUGGUGAGCGUAUGUCUGCCGGAGCUACCGUUAUUGCUCAUUAGACGGCUGCAUUACAUCCCGUUCGAUUCCGUUUGAUCGCCAAUCGGCUCCGGGGAAGCAAGGCACAACGUGUAGCAGGCACAGACAGGCAAGACUAAUGGCACGCAUGGAUAGAUUAGAAGGCAUGAGUAGCUUCUUCGAUCCUGUGUAGUAGGAACGUCGUCUUACGGUGGGCGGCUAGCUUUGUAUCCGGGUCUGGGUCUGAUCGGUGCCUUAUGCGGUGGAAGCUCGAAAGGGAAACCAGGGACAAACACUCCUCAGAGACUGCUUAUUUAUUCUAGUGAGACAAUACAAAGACAGCUAAAUUAAUUUAUCGAUAGGAAGAAGGUCCAGGACAGGAUUGAAGUGCUAGGCUAAGAUAGAUAUCACGCGUCAUGCGUUGAAACACGAAAAAGUGCCUGUACAAUCCCCCUGUGUUUAUGUGCGUCGGUCGUACGUACCUGUUAUCCCCGGAGGCCAUUAGCGUAAUUAAACUUAAUAUUGCUGUACGCUACAGGCUCAUUACUGGGGUCCAUCUGCAUUCUCUUAACUUCAUCGUAAUCAUGUAAUCUGCUUCUUGGAAUGGGCGAUGGUGUUUUCAUCCCGCAAUAUCCUUUUUUUUCUUAAAUGGCAGACCAGAAUUAAUCCGUCACCUGUGCAGGAUGAGCAAGCGUUAGCGUAUGCACCACAAGUGCUAUCCAGUGAGCGUUCGGCACUGUAUUUCAAGUCUGAUUAAUUUCUACAUUAGAAAGCGCAAACAGCAGAACGGCGAAGCUCUCGUAACGCUUCAAUAUUUGUGAGUGCCUUAAAUGAAGGAAAGAUUUAAAGUUUGAUUGUACCGUGGAACGAUGAUGAUAUUUUGACACCAUUUUUUUGUACAUUCUUACAUUAUUAAGUAUUAUAUACAUACGUGACCGCCUUAAUAAAGCGUCAUUUUUACACCUUUUAA
Messenger RNA from Anopheles funestus (African malaria mosquito), 2327 nucleotides. RefSeq lists its product as uncharacterized. Lineage: Eukaryota; Metazoa; Arthropoda; Insecta; Diptera; Culicidae. The transcript is spliced from 3 exons. The record is from RefSeq and is a predicted model, not a curated record. The coding region runs from base 852 to 1067 and encodes 71 amino acids.